Messenger RNA from Penicillium vulpinum, 1599 nucleotides. RefSeq names its product putative amino acid permease. Gene Ontology annotation, biological process: transmembrane transport. The record is from RefSeq and is a predicted model, not a curated record. Bases 1 to 1599 code for a protein of 532 amino acids. NCBI's taxonomy places the organism in Eukaryota, Fungi, Ascomycota, Eurotiomycetes, Eurotiales, Aspergillaceae. Gene Ontology annotation, cellular component: membrane. Gene Ontology annotation, molecular function: transmembrane transporter activity. The transcript has 4 exons.
AUGUCUCUGGAUGAAACUCGGAAGCCGCUUCCAUCCGACUUCGAUGAGGAUGCAGCUGAUCUUGCCAGGUUGGGUGUUGAGAAGCAGGAGUUGAAACGUAACUUCAAUGCCUGGUCUUUGGCCUUCAUGUGUUUUUGCAACAAUGGAGUCUGGGAAGCAUUUACGGCCUCUUCGGCUCAAGCUCUGACAUCAGGUGGUAGCUCUAGCAUGGUAUAUGGCUACCUUCUCAUGUCCAUUGGUGCUUUGAUUAUCUCUCUCUGUAUCAGCGAAUAUGCAAGCAUGAUCCCCACCGCCGGAGGCCAGUAUCACUACGUUGCAUAUAUGUCGCCACCGCGAUUUCGGAGAAUAUUUUCCUGGUACGCCGGAUGGAUCACGACUUGGGCUUGGGUUUUGUCAAGUGUUGCAGGAAACUUUGCUACUUGCAUGCAAAUAUCAUCCUAUAUGAUUCUAUUCCGCGAGGGCUAUGUAUAUGAACGAUGGCACACUGCUGUGACUAUGCUCAUAUUGAUGACCCUCUACUUAUUCGCGUCCAUCUUUGGUAUAAAAUACCUUCACCACACUUCUUUUAUUGCUAUGGCCGCCCAUACUGUCGGAUUCCUCGCAAUUAUAAUUUACCUGCUUGUCCACACCAAUCCCAGAUCCUCCGCAACAUAUGUCUUUACCAACCAUUCCAACCUCACUGGAUGGGAGAGCGAUGGCGUUGCAUGGUGCAUCGGACUUCUUGCCCCUGCUGCCGCCGUCGUUGGAUGGGAUAGCUCGACACAUAUGGCCGAGGAAAUGAAGAAUGCCGCCCGUGAUCUCCCGAAGACAAUGUGGAUCACAGUGUUAGUGACUGGCGUUGUUACAUUCCCAUGGGUCAUUGCGUUGAUGUUCUGCAUCCCUGAUAUCACGGCUUUCCUCGGGGGCCCCGUUGCCAGAUUAAGCCCGCUGGUCCAAUUGAUGUACAACGUAUCAGGGGGAAGCUUUUCAGCAACCGUGGGAAUGACAGUAUUUGUUCCUGUGAUGGGAUUCACCAUCGCUGGACCGGGAUGUAUCUCGGCAACCUCUCGAAUUAUCUACUCCCUCGCAAGAGAGGGUGCAUUUCCUCCAAUUUUCGCCAAGGUUAAUGCGACAUGGAAUGUGCCGAUCUAUGCCAUUCUCGUUUCGUAUGGCUUGAUGGCCACUAUCCCCCUGAUAUACAUCGGCAAUGAGACGGCCUACUAUUGUUUUGCAUCUAGUGGUGCUGUGGUUUAUAUUGUGGGCUACUGCUUUCCUCUUGGAGUUAGGGUUAUUUGGGGAAUGGAGCAAAGCCACCUGAAGAAAGGACCUUUCACUCUGGGGCGCUUCAGCAAACCAUUAGCCAUUAUUUCGCUGGUUUUGUGCGUAUUCCUGGUCGUGUUCAUGUGUUUGCCGACCAUGAUGCCUGCAACAGCCCUCAAUGCUAACUACGCUCCGGCCGUCUUGGUCUUUGGAUCUGUGUUUCUUCCUACAAUCGCAUGGUUCGCAUACGGCCGCAAGACUUAUAUUGGCGUUACCCAGCAUCUCUCUGCCAGGAACGGUCCGGAGGAAGAUGUCACGGGCCAGGGGCAGUAUAUUGUGGAACCGAAGAAGUUUGAUUGA